GCCAAUUGUGUUCAACAAUCGGUUGAGGUGCCUGCACGUCAACCAGUAGUAUAGCAGGUGGUGGGUGGGAUAAAGGUAACGAGCUAGGUUGACCCAUAGCUACGGCUUGGUUGUUGAUCGGUUUAACGGAGUUUACUGUACAGUCCUGCUUGGCUUGGGCACUUUCAAUGAAAAGUGAUAUGAAAAGGUCUGGACCUGAGCUAGAAUAGGUAAAAUAAAUCGCAACUACCAGUCUAUUUUUCUUGAACGUGUAAGCAACACAGUUUUCUUACUUAAUACUUUUGACUUUGUUUUUUUUUUUGCGGUAACUUGGAGCAGCGAUUUCAUGUAUCCUUGUGACAGAGCGCACAUCACUGGCGGCUAACUUCAAUCAGUGCACAACACGAACACCCAAGCCCAAGGAGAGUGGUCCAUGUCUGUAGCUGGAGGUGCAAAUCGAAUGAGAUACGGACGCAAAACCAGGUCUGCAGUCUGUGCUCUGGUCUGGCAGUUACAUGGCUCGUAUUGGCAGCUCUCAGUUAAACCUCCAGGGCCCGGGCAGCUCAGUAGACCGCCCCGGUGCCGCGCUGUCAAAGCCCGGACACUCAGCCGCCGCGCCGCCGGCUCCGGCCGGGGCUGGGGGCGACGGCGGGGUCUGCAGUGGGCCCAUCACCCGGAACACGAGGCUCCUGCUGCAGGAGUUCAAGGGGCUGUACGAGGACAAGCUGAGGCGCCUGGAGUCCGAGCACCGAGGUGGGAGCCGCGAAGACGCGCUGCGGAUGAAAGUGCGGAUUCUUCAUUCCUACGUCAAUGAUCUUAGUGAUCAAAAUCAAGUCUUGGUCCAGACGGUGGAAGAUCUUGAAAAAGAAGCUAAUGACAAAGUAGCCCUUUUGGAGGCUAGAAUUCAAGCUGCUGACCGGCUGGUUAAGGGAGUCCUCGUGGAGAAGGAGGGCUUGGAGGAGCUUGUCCAGAGCCUGCGUGAAGAAAAUCUGGACAUGAAGCUGGACGUUGACAGUCUUGUGGGAGCAGUGCAGCAAGCUCGAGGCGCGCAGAAGCUAGAAUUUUCGUCACUUACCCUCAGGACAGUUCCAACGGAGCAAAUCGUGGGACCAGCUGGUCAUCUUGUAAGCAUUCCUAAACAAGAAGAUAUGAUCAUGAUGGCUCAUGUUGAGGAUCUCAAGUCCCAGUUAAAGGCCAAGGACAGGACUAUCCGCAGUCUGCAAGAGGAGAUUAAAAAGGGUUUGCUGAUGAACGCCAAAGGUGUGGACGAGGCCUCAGAGAGAGAUGGUGCCUUCUCAGUACUGCAAAACAAGUUACAGACUCUUCACCAGCUUCAGUUAGAAAAUGUUGCUCAGAUUGCAGAGAAAGAUAUCUUGAUCACCAGACUCCAGACAGAGCUUCAGCUGGCUCAGCAGGGUGCAACUGAUACGCAGAAUGAGCUGUCCAGCCAGAGGAAGAAGGUAAAGGAGUUGCAGGAGGUGACUGGACAGCUGAAGGAGGAAAUGGUGGCCAAGGAUGCGCAGACUAGUUCUUUAGUCAAGUCGAGCAGGAAUCUUGAGGACAAAACAGUGAUGCUGACCGAAGAGCUUCAGAAAAGAGGAGAGGAGCUACAGAGACAGCAGACGGAAAUACUUCUACUGCAAGAGAAAAAAGAUGGACUCCUUGCUGAGCGGCAAGCACAGGAGCACAGGAUGCUACAGAUUCAGGAAACACAGAAACACAAAGAGAGAGAAGCUCUGCAAGUGGUGGCUCAGAUGGAACAAUUACAGACUGAACUCGAAGCCUCCCGUAACUUAUAUAAGCAGGCCACAUGCCAGCUGGGCGAUACCAAACAGGAGCUGGAGGGGGUGAAGGCAGAGCUUGAGGAGGCCAGACGCGAGAUGCUUGCUGCAGAGGCGGAGAGAGAGGCCCGGCGGAGGGCCACGCAGGGCGGCCCCGGGGAGGGGUCCGGACAGCGGCCCCCGGAGCGGGAUCUGGGCGCGAAGCUGAUCGGCGAGGACCUGGCUGGCUGGAAGGACAAGUGCACGUCUGCGAAGGAGAAGAUUUCAAAGCUGGAAAGAGUUCUCAGCGAUCACAAGGAUGACCUGCAAGAUCUUCAGCUUAAAUAUCGAAAUGCUCUAGAAGACAAUGGCCGGCUGCACGCCAGACUGGAGGCCCAGGCGGUGGCAGCUCAGAGAGAGCAGGACGUUCUCAGCAGCGAGAUAAGCUGUACAGAGGGUGUGAUCCAUCAGCUGAAACUGCAGCAGUUCGAGUCUGAUGAGAGACAGGCACUGGCAGAGGAGAAGAUCUGUACCCUUGAAAAAUUGCUCGAACAGAUGCGGGAUAAAUAUCAGGCUGCGUUAAGUGACGUUCAAAGACAAGACCAGUUAAUACUUUCCUUGGAGAAAGAGCUUGAGCGAGUGGGACUCUCGGAAAAGGAAGCUGUGCUGCAGGUACAUGAGCAUGAGGAAACAAUCCGACACAUGCGAAUAGAUUUGACUUCCUUGAAGGCAACACAAGACUCUUUGAAGAGGACAGUGACAAUGAAAGAGUGUCUUAACAAUGAGCUCUCUCAGGAAAGUAGUCACAUGAAGGAGAUGCUUGAGAGUCUGCAAAACAAGUUGAGAAGCAGUGAAGAGCAAAUUAACACCCUGGUUCUAGAAGUUGGCCUGCUCAAGUCCAAAUUGCAGGAAAAAACAGAAAAGUCACAACAGCUGGAAGAUCAGAUCCUGAAACAGCAGGAGGCUCUAAGUAGGGCAAGUGAAACUCUAAAAGACACAAGGAAAGCAGCUGGCAAUAAGAUACAUAAAAAGGAAACCAAGCUGGGAGUCCUACAGAAGGAGCUGUUAGAAGCACAAAACCAGUACUCUGAAUGUUACAAAGAGUUGCUCCACAGGGAAAAUCUUAUGCAGAAGCUGAAGGAAGAGACUGUACAGCUGACAGACCAAAUAAAGGAGCAAUCCCAGGACAUUAACAAGCUGAACAGUGAAAAGAAGAACCUUGAGCUGGAGUUGGCGGUUGUCAUGGAGAAACACAGAACAGCACAACAAGAGGUGAAUAUUCGAGAUCAAGCAAUUUUGCAACUGAAGACUGACCUGAAAAUGGUGGAGGAGAAGUACAGUGGCUCUCAGGAAGAGCUGGGCCUUCAUGAGUCUGAGGUCACCAGACUUAAUCAGAAGCUGAAAUGCCUACAGAGGGAGGUACGUGAGCUGUGGGAUAAAUGUAGCCAACAGGAGGACAGUCUGAACCAGGCAGACAAGGAGAAACAGCACUUGCAGCACGAGCUGGAGAUGUGCAAACAGCAGAUCACGAAUCACAUGCAAACCAUGGAGCAGAUGCACUGUGACCUAGAUGCCGCCAAACAAUCACACUGCACCGAUCUGGAACGCUGGAACCAAAAGUCUUUGCUGCUGCAGCAGCAGCUUGGCGUGGCGACAGAGGAGCUGCAGGAGAUGCACGGGAAAGUGCAGGAGCAGAAGGUGUUGGCGCAGCAGCUCAGGGAGGAGCUGUGUAACACGCAGACGUUGCACCAGGAGGCCCUGUGCAAGGAAGCGGCUCUCUUCAGGCGGGAGAGAGAUGGCCUCCAGGUGAAACUCGACGAGAGCAAUGCUGUGGCCAAAGCCCAUCAGUCAACUGCUGAUAUCUUCAAGCAGAAAUAUCAGGCCAGCAUGGACAAAGUGCAGCAACAGGAGGGACAGAUACAGAGUCUUGAGGAGGAAGUCAAAGAUUAUAACAACCAGGUCCUUCAGGCACACGAUAUGGUCAGCGAGCUGAAAGCUGAAAUAGUGAACCUGGAGCAUCGCUAUGAGGAGAAAUGUAACCAGAUUGAAAAUUCUGAGGAGGCAAUGGACCAGCUAACAGAAGAACUACAGGCAGCUCGGGAUGACCUAAAGAACAGCAAUGACCGCAUCCUUGAGUGUGAACAUUUAAUACAGAAACUACAGGAAGAGGUGGAAGCCACACACAAAGAGCUGUCAGACCAGCAGAAUGCAGCUCUCCAGCUGCAGUCUGAGCUCGUGUCAUACCAGUCCACCCACAGCUGCUCGAAUGAGGAGCACGAAGCUCAGCGGGCUCGCUGCGCACACCUGCAGCAGGAGCUGGCGGCCACGCGGCGCCAGAGCGCGGAGCAGGCGGCGAGGAGCGCGGAGUGCGAGAGGGCCGUGCCACAGCUCCGGGCGGAGGCCGCGCGGGCCGCGGAGCAGCGGGACAGGCGUGCCCUGGAGGUGGAGAGGCUGGAGCAAACUCUCCAGUCUUUGCACCUGGACGUGGCUUCUGCGCAGCAGGAGCACAAGGUGGCCGUUGUCCGGCUCCAGCAGGAGGUUGCUCAGCUUGAAGUGGACCUCACGGAUGCCAGGAAGCUCUGUGUCCAGAAGGAUCAGGCAAUUCGAAAAAGAGAUGACCUUCUAAAGAAGUCAGAGUCUGACCUUCUACAGACAAGGGAGACUAUCAAAGGCAAAGUGUCCGAGGUGGAGCAUCUGGAAAGCACGGUCAACAGCCUGAAAAGUGAUAUCCAGACUUUGGAAAAGGACAAAAGUCAAAAACAAAAGGAGAAUCUGGCUUUGAGGAGCGAAAUACAACAGCUGAAUCGGGAGCUCCAGGAGAUUCGCGGGCAGUACAGAGAAACAGCCCAAGAGCUUGCCAGGCGGGAUGAGAAGUUUCUUUUAAUGGAAUCCAGCUUAAAAGCAACACAGGACCAGCUGACUGAGAGGGUGGCAGAGACUGUUCGCCAGGAGCAGACAAGCCGAAAGUUUCAGACUGAGCUAAAGACCAUGAAAGAGCGGGUUUUAGCGGCGGAGGCUGAAGUUACGGAGCACAAACAAAUGGUGGAGAAAUUAAAAUCCGAUCUCAGUGCGGCCAAGCAGUGCCAGCAGCAGGCACUUCAGGAGGUGGUGAAGUUCCAGCAGGACUCUCAGAAGAUAGAGAUGGAGCACACAUGUUGCAAAGAUCAACUGAAGACCCUCAAACAGCAGGUACAUCAGCAGGAGGCGCUGGUGCGCAGUCUGAGGGAAGAGCUGGGAAGACUGGGCCUGGAACAAGCCCGGUACCAGGACCUGCAGCGCCAACUGGGCAAGCUCAAGAGCCACAUCGCAGACAUGGAAACCGCGGGGGAGCUUCUCAGAGCCAAGCAGAAAAACGACACUGAGGCGUUAAAAGAUCGUGAAAAUCGCAUUGCAAGGCUAGAAGAUGAAAUUGCCAAUGUCCAAGAGAAACACAGAAAUCUGCUGGAGAGGUUCUUAGAAGCAGAGUCUCAGCUGAAAAUCUCUAGUUUAAGCACAGCUGCUGCUGGAAAGCAGCGAGAGCUUCACGCUGAAGAGGCGAGGCGCUGUGAGAGGGCCCUGGCGAAACAGGGCGCGGAGCUGCAGGAGGCAGCGGACUCGCUCAGGACCUGCAGCAGGGACCUGGCGGCCACUGAGCAGAGCGUCCGGGACCUGGAACUCCAGCUGGCCGCCGGCCGCGAGCAACAGAAAGCAGCGGAGGAGGAGGCUCGCAAGCAUGAAGAGAAAAUGUCUGAGCUAAGUCAGCAGCUCUAUCAGAUGCAGAGAACAAGCCAGGAAACCAUCAGAGAGCUUGCAAGCAAAGAAGAACAGUUAGUUAUAUUGAAAACAGAGGCAGGAGCUCUCCAAGAAAAGCUCAGGUGCAAAGUAGAGGAGGUAGAGAAUCUGAAAACCGAGCAGCAAGUUUUGAAAGAAAAGCUCGUGGCUGCAAGUACAGAGCUGGAAGCUGUGCACCAGGCUGUGCAAGCAGCGAGGAUGGACAACGGCCGCCUCCGCCGGGAGAGUGAGUUAGUGCUGGCAAAUGUGGAUCGGUGGAUCAAAGAUCAAAAGAACGCUAGUGAAAAAUUGGCUGGAACGAUCAAAGAACAGAACAAGCUGCUAGCUAAAGUCAGUGCAGAAAAAGAAUAUUUGCAAGACUCAAAUUAUGCAAUGGAAAGAGAAAUUAAGAGACUGAAAGCAGACCUAGAAGAAAAGGACAUUGAAAUUGAACGUGUGAAGACGAUCCAGAGUCACUCUGCUAAUCAGCAAGUACUUCUUAAUCAGCACAGAGGUCGUUUGGAGGUGGACGAGGAACAAAAGGAGAGUGUCAUGACACAGAAAUUAUCCGCUCUUGAAGACAUGCAGGCCAGGCUAAAGGCAAACAUGGAGUCUAUUCGCCAUCUUAACCAACAGCUCAACGCGCUGAGCAAGGAGAACGUGAGUCAGAGGAAGCUGCUGGAGGCGGAGCGCGCCGAGCGAAACCAGCUCGAGCGGCAGUUAGAGACUUGCUCGCGGGCCUCGCCCUCCCCCAGGGCCCCUCGAGAGACGGCGCAGGAGCAGAGACGGCCUCUCGGCCACCAAGGGGCGCGGCCCUCUGACCCAGAUGCCAUUUCACAUUUAUACCCGGAGCUCGGACAAGAGCCCUUCAGGACCUCUGAAAGGGAAGGAACAGAAACUUUAACAAGAAGGGAUCUUGAAGAACCCAGGAUAAGCGACUCGCUAAAUAAAUCGUACUGGAUCCAGCGAGUUGGAGAGCUCUCUGCACAGCUGCAGGAGAGCACAGAGUACUGGUCGGAGAAAAUGAAUGAGCUCACUGUGGAAAUCCAGCAAGCACAUGCCGCUUCUCCAAAUGUGGAAGCCGGGAAGGUCCAAAGGUCAUGAGAUUCACACAUUUUUGGAAAACAAGUAUCAGAAUUUAUUUUGUGUUUUGUUUUUCCUUUGUUUAAAAAAUAAAAUAGUCACCUAAAGUUACAUGAUCACAGAUUGGUAUAUUGAGCCAGUAAAUAUUUUUUUUAAACAAAAAUGAGCAAAUAUUUUGAAAGAGCUAAACAUUUGCAUAAGCUAAAAUAUUUUAAAAAAUGAUUUGCCUUGAGUGAAACUUUUUUUUUCCAUUUUCUUUGUGUUAAAAUUUUUCUUACCUAUCAUUUCAAGAGAGGCUGUGGCCCUGUUCUUACUGGAAUGAUUAAUUUACAAAUACAUGUUUAAUUUAUUACAGUAGUUAUUGGUCAGUGACAUAUUUUCCUACAAGUACUGGCAUUAAAAUGCCUGGGGCCAUAUUGUGUCUAAAGGAAAUUAUCUGCCAUCUCUAUCCUGUGGUUCUGUGUUCUCAUAAAUAAAAGAG
Lepisosteus oculatus (spotted gar) is the source of this 7053-nucleotide messenger RNA. Lineage: Eukaryota; Metazoa; Chordata; Actinopteri; Semionotiformes; Lepisosteidae. The record is from RefSeq and is a predicted model, not a curated record.